Molecule: messenger RNA, 1038 nt
Organism: Geodia barretti
Lineage: Eukaryota; Metazoa; Porifera; Demospongiae; Tetractinellida; Geodiidae
Source: the annotation of a GenBank genome assembly
GCCAUUCUAACUUUUUUGCUGGCGCUGCAGGCGGCACGUGCACCUCAACAGAAUUUGGGGUGGGGCUCGUACACUAUGGAGAGAGAAGCGAACUUGCUCCGCUGUGCCAAGUUGAGUUGCUAUGCCGAGUUCAACCGCAUGGUGCACACGAUAGCACGAUCUGCGGAGGGGCCUAGUUUUCAGAAUAACAGCUACAGAAUGACUAAUGGCAGCAGCGCUGAACAUCUCUUCUAUACCACUCUUACUUCCAUGCUCAACCAAAUAGUGCAGAAUAGUGAUGCAGUGAGUCAGAAGACAGAACUCCAGCAGGUCUACCAUUGGUUCUGUGCCAACAAACCUCUCAUUGCUACAAAAACAAAGACAAAGCAGCAGAGACCAAAACUCUCAAUAUCUUGGAGACCACCAGCUGCUACAGAGAGACCAAGUACUGCUCCCUCUGCCUUCCUCCCAUCUUCCCCCUUUGUUGAACUACCGUCCCGCCCCUUUACGACUGACCACACCUCCUCCACUCAGCCAAUACAUGGCUUCACCUCACAAUACAUGAAGCAGUCUCUGGGACUACAGCUCCAUUCACCACCUCACUCUAGUCGCAGAGCCACUCCCGACAAGGCUGCGAGGAUGGAGAGUUCAUCUUCCCGCCACAGACAAAAGAGAGGCGGAGGUUGUCAGCCACUACAUGUAUCAGUAGUGGAGAUAUCAACUGAGAACCCUGACGGACAUCAGUCUUCAGUAAUCAAACCUAGCACUCUACUGGAACUAGCUCCAGUAGUGGCUGCCAAAAUGGAGCUACGGAGAGAAUUGACAGUGACUGAAGAACCAGCAACUCCCCAUCCAUUGUCAUCUCCACAUCCUCCAACUCUUGUAUUGGGGGUCCAACAGUUACACUGCCACAGACCUCCAGUGCAUGUGACAGAGUUACACCUACCACCAACACUCUCUACCACCAGCAGAGCUAGACCAUCAGUCCUGAAGAGAUGUGGCCCAAAGAUGGCUUCAGGCUUCUACUGUUCCAGGUACAGAGGUGGGGUAAAAAAGUAG